Molecule: messenger RNA, 2975 nt
Organism: Magallana angulata
Lineage: Eukaryota; Metazoa; Mollusca; Bivalvia; Ostreida; Ostreidae
Product: monocarboxylate transporter 10-like
Exons: 8
Coding region: 390-2072 (560 amino acids)
Biological process (GO): transmembrane transport
Molecular function (GO): monocarboxylic acid transmembrane transporter activity
Source: RefSeq, a predicted model, not a curated record
ACCAAAACAGACACUAAAAGUAGGUCAAUAGAUGCUGAGAGAUCAUUUGGGGGCCAAAUAUUUACGCUCAAAAACAGAAAUCACGUGUUCAGAUCGGAUUUAUUGUAAACAGCGCAGAAGAAGUUCAUUCAUUCGAUCUAUGUGACUGUGCUAUGUACAUUUGUCUACAAACGAUAUACGCCAAUCAGCUGAUCGGCGGUUAUUGAAUUUUUUUUUAUUCUCCAUCGGCAGAAUAUAUGCAUGCUGGUGAUAUAUAGACUUCGCUGAUAUAAUUAAGAAAUUGGAGAACAGCUGAUUGCAAUGCAAUGAAAGGUAAACACUGGUUAGGUCGCUAGCACUGAAGAAAAUGGAUUAGAUGCACAGCACUUUUUAAGGUUUAACACUUUAAAAUGGCCAAGGAUGAAAAAAAGAAAGUGGACAUACCAAAUAUUGAGAUAGAAUACACCCCAAGAUUUGGAAGUAAUGUAGACACUAGCCGACCGGCCAGGAAAGGUCCCCAGGAGGAGGAAUUUGUCCCUCCUGAUGGGGGAUGGGGCUGGGUGGUGUGCAUUACAUCGCUUUUAACAAAUGGGACAGCUUUCAGCAUCCUCAAUACGUUUGGCAUAAUAUAUGUGUACCUUAUUAAGGAAUAUGCACACGGAGACCCAGAUAUUUCUUUCAAGACAUCAUGGGUAGGGUCAGUCUGCACUGGCAUCACCUUCUUGAUCUGCAUCUUCGCCAGCAUAAGCAGCGACCGAAUCGGCAUCAGGCCGACGGCGUUUUUCGGCGCCGCCUUAGGCGCCGUGGGACUCAUAUCUAGUGCUUUCAUCACAAAGCUGGAACUCCUAUACCUUACCUAUGGCAUAUUAUUGGGAAUCGGCGGCGGAUUCGUGUACUCCCCAUCUCUAGUCAUUCUUGGACACUACUUCAAAAGGCACAUGGGCAUUGUGAACGGUAUUGUUGCCUUUGGAAGUUCCAUGUACACCAUCAUUCUGUCCAUCGUUCUGCCAAUUAUUCUGGAAGCGCUCGGCAUUAAGUAUACGUUUUUGAUUCUGGGAGGAAUGUAUUGUAUGUUGUUGUUUGGCACUCUAACUUGGAAGCCUCUUUUUCACAGAGAAAAUAACAUUCCCGACUUGGCUUUGUCCAAAGAGAGCAUUGUUGAACAUUUUGACGAUUGCUGCUCUUGGACCAAGAAAUACCUUAACGUGGGACUCUUUAAGAACCGGGCCUACCUAUUCUGGUUCCUGGGGCUUUCCACGUCGUUGUUUGGGUAUUUUGUUCCAUUUGUACACUUAGUAAAGCAUUCGCAAGAUGUCUUUCCUGGUUCGAAUGCAUUUAUUCUCAUCACUUGCAUGCAAGUAACUUCGGGUGUUGGACGGUUAGUGUUUGGAAAAAUUGCGGACUUCCAGUUCGUCAACCGAGUCUACAUGCAACAAUGCGCGUUUGUGGUGAUGGGCAUAGUAACAGCAUGCAUUCCAUUUUCGGCAAGUUUUGAAGGACUAAUUGCUAUUUGCCUGAUUUUGGGGAUCUGCGAUGGAGUUUUUGUCUGUUUGUUAGGUCCUAUUGCCUUUGACAUCGUAGGCCCCAUGGAGGCAUCCCAAGCCAUUGGGUUUAUGCUGGGGGGAUUCUCUUUGCCCUUGACGGUGGGGCCCCCAAUUGCAGGGUUGCUCUACGACAAGCUCCAUUCCUAUGAAGUGGCGUUCGUGGCCGCCGGUGUUCCUCCUAUCCUUGGUGCUAUUGUCAUGUGCUUUAUUCCCAGAGUCAAACAGAGUUAUCCCGCUGUAACAGAAACUCAGACAUUUGCGUCUAUCUCCAUGUUGGAUGUGCACCUUGCUAGUUCAAGCAGAUCAGCGCAAUUAAACCAACUGAAUCAGCAGAAUGGUAUCAAUGGACAUCCGGGAACUACCUCUGAGCUAGAAGUGGUCCGUAUCGUAGAACUGCUAGACCCUGCCGACCAGGAAGAUGGCAAGCUCCUAGACUCACAAAACAACGACAUCAAACACAGAUUGAGAAGUGCCUCCAAGAGUUCCAACGAAGAUGAACAAUCAGAAAAAGACUCAGACUCUCUUCUGGAUAAGGUAAACGUCAGCUGAUAGGAAAAAGUUGAUGCUGAAAGAAAAGAGGGCGUGAUUUUUGGUGUUUGUUUCUAUUUGUUGGACAUUUUAUCAGCUUUAAGGCCAGUGGUUGGUUGUGGCAUGUUGGAUUGAUAUCGACUUACCAUCUUUGAGGCAUGUUUAAGUCUACCAAAUGACUCAGGAUUGACGUAGAUAUCAAUGGUAUAUUUGUGUUGGUGAGGUUGUUGGAUGUUUUAUCUAUUGUGAUCAAUAUACUUUUUAAAGGAAAAGGAUGGAAAAAAAAUAAAAUAAAAACAUGGGUGUUUAUAUUUUAUAACGAUUUUACUUCAUGUUUAGUAUGAGAAACACGUAUGUAAUUAAAUUGUUUUUAUAUGAAUUGUUACAUAUGUAUACAUACCUCACAACGAACGACGGUGUUCUGGCAUGUGAGAAAUCUAUAUUUUUAAUGUUGUAUUGCUGCAGAAUAUAGAGUUAGUAUUAUACAGUAAACCGGUUGUUUGAGAAGCCUAGUGAGCUUUUGCAUAUUGUGUUGCUUACAUGUUUUUUGAAUCUUUGAAAAUUAGGAAAUAUGUAUGUCUAUGGUGUAAACUAUGAAAUAGAAAUGAAUUUAAGUGAUCUAUUUUGUAACGGUUGGCAGAAGGAAAGACAUACUUCUCUCUCUCUCUCUCUCUCUCUCUCUCCGAGAUGUAAGCUAAAUUUUAUGAAUUUUGUAGUAUAAUUGUUUGAGAUUUCUUAACCCAAAUAAAUCAUACUAUUUUAAACGUAAUGAGUUUUACCAGGGCCCCCGUAAAAUUAUCUGAAAAACGUCUUUAUGACAUAAUUACAUGCAUGAAAAUCUAUAAAAAAAUAUUUUGGCAUGAUACAGUAUUUUUUAGAUUGUUAUUUCAAUACUUUAUGUAGAAUAAAAAAGUUUGAACAGGC